AUGCAUGAGCGUGAUGAAAGUCUUGGGCAACUCUCCAGGAGCUCAACACUAGUCGGGGAAACAGACAGCCACGGCUCACCACUGCCGGAGAGUCGAAGCAGAGACAGCCAAAACCUGGCGUCUGAAGCCCUUCCUCAUACGCCUCCUAGUCAAACUCCUGACCCUCCCCCGACCAGCGUUGCAGCCUUUGCGCGACAGUGCGAGUCCUCUUUUGGCUCACACCACCAUUCCACAAGUCCAACGGAUAGUUGUGUGGACGAAGGAAGCCCGGGUUUCCUUCCAUGUCCCAAGUCCUCCAUAGAAGACGGCCAAAAUGGAAACGACACAGCCCUUGGUCAUGGUCAGGCUUCCCGUCGUCCGUCAACGCCCGUCAACGGCCGCCACCUGGAAGAGGCUAGAGUACUGAAAUACGACAGGGGGCGUGGUAUGCAAAUAGUCUGCAUUGUUGGGUCUUUUAUGGGUGCUAUCUUUGCGCUCGGUUUUCUUAUUGCUGGGAUUUACGUCCUCACCACGAGCCAGCCUCAACAAACUCUAUCGUACGAUGUAUCGGAACCAGCGUACUGGGCGAUAUCCUACUCGGUUCACCUGACUUUCCUGUGCUCUGCUUAUAGCGCAAGGGCUAUACGCGAUGUGUCACUUCGAUGGGGUUUGUCCAAAGAUGGUCGACUAGGAUGCAACACGCACAUCGCACCAUUUGCCAGCUCGACAAGAAGCAAGGUGCACAAGUGGUAUAUGGGCAUAGUGUUCAACAUUUCUUUGUCGCUGACCAGUGCCUGUACACUCACGUCAUUCCGGCUGCCCUCCCUGAAGCCCGACGGCAAGGUGAGAUAUGCAGGAUUGAACGGCAUGGUGAUGGUGCUGUGUGGCCUCGCAGCCGGAAUCACCGUCGUCAUCACCUCGUGGACGUUGGCGACCACGAUGAUACCAACGUGGAGCUCAAACCCGUUGAACACGGCGUCAGCAGCAGUACAAAAUGGCCUUGUGACACCUCGCCCCAAUCGAUGCAUGCUAUCGGUACAACAGCAACACGAAGCAGAUGAACGCACGCCCGACAUGUCGACGUACGUGUACCCUCGCGAUACACAGCCAAGCCUGGUUCAAGCCUACCGCUCUACCCGGUAUCUUCUGAUGGCUUCUUGGGCACUUCCUAUGGCUGCCAUCAUCGGAGCGGUCACUGUUCUUGUCCUUUGCUCUCAAGGCUUCAUGUCUUACGCGGCAAUAGGUCAGGGGCUGACGUUCAGCUGGGAAAAGAACACCCGGCCACGCAAUUUUGCCCAGCUGGUCGUUCUGCCAAAAGCAGACGGAUCUUCACCAUAUAAAUUUUCCAGUCGGGCGGUAUGUGGCGUCUUCUUUCUGGCCUCUCUGCAUCUGAUCCAGACCUUGUCGUUAGAUUGCGCAGAGGGGGUGCUGCAUCGUUGGACAGACGAAUUGACCUGGCGAAGAGCGUACGCAGAAGAUGCACAAUCCGCCUCUGGGGCACAACUUUCCCAAAGGUUUCUGGCCGCGACGAUAUUGAGCCCAUACAAAAUUUUGUUCCUGAUGAACAGGGCAACAUUACAUUGGGCUCUUGGUCAGUGCGUAUUGGUGACGUCUCGGCCGCGGAGAAAUGAUUUGGCUCAGAUGGAGUUCUAUUAUGUACGACUGGGCGUGUAUGCUCUUUUUGCCUGUUCAAUCUGUGGCUUUGUCACGUUUCUGGCCACAAGGCAUUCUCGGGGGCCGCAGCCAGCCACAUUUGGGCACCUGCAGACACUGGCGGAUGUUGUCGAUGAUUGGGAGACGGAUGAGAAGAACCGGCUCUGGUGGGGAGACAAGGCGCAGGUGCAGACAACAGCUUCGGCUUCGGCUUCGGCUUCAGUUUCUGAGGAGAGUGAGCGACGGGCAGGGACGAGCAGCAGAAGAGAAGGUGUGUCGCGGAUUCGCAAGUCGGAGCGGUAUCUGUAG
Messenger RNA from Pochonia chlamydosporia 170, 1941 nucleotides. RefSeq lists its product as hypothetical. Bases 1 to 1941 code for a protein of 646 amino acids. The record is from RefSeq and is a predicted model, not a curated record. Lineage: Eukaryota; Fungi; Ascomycota; Sordariomycetes; Hypocreales; Clavicipitaceae. The transcript has a single exon.